AUCUGCCAAAGCACCAACCCCACCUGACUUGUCGUCUGUCUUCACUUUCAUUGGAAUCUCAGAAAACUUUUUUUGACUAUAAAAACUCUACCACUUGCUUCUUCACUCUCACUGUGCCCUCACAUCUCUUCGUCUUCUCCGAUCUCUCUACGAUUCAUUCUUCAAUGGCUUCCAUUGCUGCUUCUGCUUCUACUUCCCUACAAGCUCGUCCUCGCCAACUGGCGAUUGCGGCUAAUCAAGUUAAAAGCUUUAGCUAUGGAAGAAGAAGCCAUCUUUCUUUUAAUCUUCGCCAGCUUCCUACCCGUUUGACUGUUUCCUGCGCUGCAAAAUCUGAGACAGUGGACAAGGUGUGUGCAGUUGUCAGAAAGCAACUCUCACUUAAAGAGGCUGACGAAAUUACCGCUGCCACCAAAUUUGCUGCACUUGGUGCUGAUUCUCUUGAUACGGUGGAGAUUGUGAUGGGACUAGAGGAAGAGUUUGGGAUUGAAAUGGCGGAGGAGAAAGCACAGUCAAUCGCUACAGUUGAGCAAGCAGCUGAGCUAAUUGAGGAGCUCUUGUUGGAAAAGGCAAAGUAGAAUAUCGUUUUAUUACAUUAGCAAAAAACCAAACCACUAUCUUCUUAUUGUUUUGCUAGCUAGAGAGCAACUGUGUCUGUUGAGAUCUAUGCUAUAUUUUGGUAAAAUUAUUACAAGGCUUGUAUUUGACAUAUCUUUCUUCUAAAACAUUUUACCUUCACCCUUGAUAAAACUCUCUAUCUUACGAAAGUUAUGUAGUCUCCUUUUUUCUAAAAA
Molecule: messenger RNA, 791 nt
Organism: Arabidopsis lyrata subsp. lyrata
Lineage: Eukaryota; Viridiplantae; Streptophyta; Magnoliopsida; Brassicales; Brassicaceae
Product: acyl carrier protein 2, chloroplastic
Exons: 4
Coding region: 165-575 (136 amino acids)
Biological process (GO): fatty acid biosynthetic process
Molecular function (GO): phosphopantetheine binding; acyl carrier activity
Source: RefSeq, a predicted model, not a curated record